AUGGCGGGAGGGAGACCUCAGCUCAAGAGGAGUUUCUCCAUCAUCCCCUGCUUUGUCUUCGUGGAGUCUGUGCUGCUGGGCGUGGUGGUCCUGCUUGCUUACCGCCUGGAGUUCACGGACACCUUCCCUGUGCACACCCAGGGCUUCUUCUGCUAUGACAGCACUUAUGCCAAGCCCUACCCGGGGCCUGAGGCUGCCAGCCGAGCACCUCCUGCACUUAUCUACGCUCUGGUCACCGCUGGGCCCACCCUCACGAUCUUGCUGGGGGAGCUGGCUCGUGCCUUUUUCCCCGCGCCACCCUCAGCCAUCCCCGUCAUCCGGGAGAGCACCAUCGUGUCUGGGGCCUGCUGCCGCUUCAGCCCCCCACUGAGGAGGCUGGUCCGCUUCCUGGGGGUCUACUCAUUUGGCCUCUUCACCACCACCAUCUUUGCCAACGCGGGGCAGGUGGUGACCGGCAACCCCACGCCCCACUUCCUGUCCGUGUGCCGCCCCAACUACACGGCCCUGGGCUGCCAGCCGCCCUCACCGGACCGGCCAGGGCCCGACCGCUUUGUCACCGACCUGGGCGCCUGCGCCGGCAGCCCCAACCUGGUGGCCGCUGCACGCCGAGCGUUCCCCUGCAAGGAUGCUGCCCUCUGCGCCUACGCCGUCACCUACACGGCGAUGUACGUGACACUGGUGUUCCGCAUAAAGGGCUCCCGCCUGGUCAAACCCUCGCUCUGCCUGGCCCUGCUGUGCCCCGCCUUCCUGGUGGGUGUGGUCCGCGUGGCCGAGUACCGCAACCACUGGUCAGACGUGCUGGCCGGCUUCCUGACCGGAGUGGCCAUCGCCACCUUCCUGGUCAGCUGCGUCGUGCACAACUUCCAGAGCCGGCCGCCCUCCAGCCGAAGGCUCUCCCCCUGGGAGAGCCUGGGCCAAGCCCCCACCAUGGACAGCCCCCUCGAAAAGUUAAGUGUGGCCCAGGAACCCGAGGCCUGCAGGCCGCAUUCGACACCGGCACGGCUCACCCCAUCCAAGCCGCAGAACUGCGCCCGCCGUGGCCACCUGAUCCCAAGCUGCGCGUCCUCCAGGGCUCCAGCCAUGUGUUCAUCACCCCGUGUGCCCCGCCCUCGAUUGAGAUCUGAGCCAACGCCUCUGCCUCUGCCCUUGCCCCUGCCAGCACCAACCCCCAGCCAGGGCCCCUCACCCUCCUCUCCUGGGCCUGGGGGGCCAGGCGGGGGUGGUGGACGUAGCCGGAAGCUGUUGUUGCCCACACCCCUGCUGCGGGACCUGUACACCCUUAGUGGACUCUAUCCCUCCCCCUUCCAUCGGGACAACUUCAGCCCUUACCUGUUUGCUAGCCGUGACCACCUGCUGUGA
Molecule: messenger RNA, 1359 nt
Organism: Pipistrellus nathusii (Nathusius's pipistrelle)
Lineage: Eukaryota; Metazoa; Chordata; Mammalia; Chiroptera; Vespertilionidae
Source: the annotation of a GenBank genome assembly